This is a messenger RNA of Lindgomyces ingoldianus, 300 nucleotides long. RefSeq lists its product as uncharacterized. The record is from RefSeq and is a predicted model, not a curated record. The transcript is spliced from 4 exons. The coding region runs from base 1 to 300 and encodes 99 amino acids. NCBI's taxonomy places the organism in Eukaryota, Fungi, Ascomycota, Dothideomycetes, Pleosporales, Lindgomycetaceae.
AUGAAGAAGAAGAACAAUUUACAUGAUCCACCUUCUACACCACCUGUUACCAAUCAAUCUAAUUCCUCAUUUCUGCGCCUGCCAAAAGCUUCUCCAAAAGCUUCACAUACAACUACCUCUCAUCCUCCUUGCCGUACGAAUGUACGCAAAAUCUCACUCAUACAGGCCUCAAAAUCUCUAAAUCGUACAGUACUACGCCUUGUUGGAAGCGCUGACGACGAGCCCGGUACCAAAUAUUACUCUCCCAACACAGCCCACGCUAACGGACGCGGUCACAAUCGCCUGGCAGCUGGACAUUAG